Messenger RNA from Physeter macrocephalus (sperm whale), 3116 nucleotides. It is a transcript of the gene PPP1R37, whose product is annotated as protein phosphatase 1 regulatory subunit 37. The record is from RefSeq and is a predicted model, not a curated record. Gene Ontology annotation, biological process: regulation of Arp2/3 complex-mediated actin nucleation; cell migration. The coding region runs from base 235 to 2478 and encodes 747 amino acids. Lineage: Eukaryota; Metazoa; Chordata; Mammalia; Artiodactyla; Physeteridae. The transcript has 11 exons. Gene Ontology annotation, cellular component: plasma membrane; lamellipodium. Gene Ontology annotation, molecular function: protein binding.
CUAGUGGGGGAGGCAGCCGGCAGGUAGAGAGAUGGCGUGAUGGUAGCCGUGUGGUGUUCACGUGAAGGUGUUUGGGGAGCCUUGGGGAGGUGGGGAGGGUGGCGCUGACUUGGUUUGGGGGCAUCCGGGGACGCCUCUCCAGAGCAGCAGUCACAGCGAGGCACCUCAAGGCAGGACUGAGCUCGGUGGGUUGCUGGAAGGCAGGUUCAUCAUGGAGGUUGAGGGGGAGGGGGGAUGGCACAGGCCAGCGGGCGGGAGUGGGGGAAAGAGGCCCAGGGCGUGGGAAGUCACAGGCCCGGGUCCUCUCUGCCUGCAGCCCAGAACGUGACCGUGGAUGAGGUCCUCGGUGCCUACAAGCAGGCCUGCCAGAAGCUAAACUGCAGGCAGAUCCCCAAGCUCCUCAGGCAGCUCCAGGAGUUCACGGACCUCGGGCAUCGUAUUGACUGUCUGGACCUGAAAGGUGUGUGUCUGGACGGGGCCGGGGGGCCCUUGGGUAGCGGGCAGGGAGGUGUGGGCGCCCUUCCUGCGGUGAGGCAGGUGCCGCGAGCCGUGGGGAGGUGCGUGGGGAGGGGCAGAGGACCUUUCCUCCCCCGCUUGGCCCGGAGCCCGCGUUUCCACCCAGCCCCUCACCCCACUCGCGAGCGCACACGCACAGGGGGACUCGUAGAUGUGCGCGCACACGGCGUCCGUGUCGCCCCAGGUGAGAAGCUCGACUACAAGACCUGCGAGGCCCUGGAAGAGGUCUUCAAGAGGCUGCAGUUCAAGGUCGUGGAUCUGGAGCAGACGAACCUGGACGAAGAUGGUGCCUCGGCGCUCUUCGACAUGAUCGAGUACUACGAGUCGGCCACCCACCUCAACAUCUCCUUCAACAAGCACAUCGGCACCCGGGGCUGGCAGGCCGCUGCCCACAUGAUGCGCAGGACGAGCUGCCUGCAGUACCUGGACGCCCGCAACACGCCCCUGCUGGACCACGCGGCGCCCUUCGUGGCGCGCGCCCUGCGCAUCCGCAGCAGCCUGGCGGUGCUGCACCUGGAGAGUGCCAGCCUGUCGGGGCGGCCCCUCGUGCUGCUCGCCACCGCCCUGAAGAUGAACAUGACUCUGCGGGAGCUGUACCUGGCCGACAACAAGCUCAACGGCCUGCAGGACUCGGCCCAGCUGGGCAACCUGCUCAAGCUCAACUGCUCCCUGCAGAUCCUGGACCUCCGUAACAACCACGUGCUGGACUCAGGUCUGGCCUACAUCUGCGAGGGCCUCAAGGAGCAGAGGAAGGGGCUGGCGACCCUGGUGCUGUGGAACAACCAGCUCACGCACACGGGCAUGGCCUUUCUGGGCAUGACGCUGCCGCACACACACAGCCUGGAGACGCUGAACCUGGGCCACAACCCCAUUGGAAACGAGGGCGUGCGGAACCUCAAGAACGGCCUCAUCGGCAACCGCAGCGUGCUGCGCCUCGGCCUGGCCUCCACCAAGCUCACGUGCGAGGGCGCGGUGGCGGUGGCGGAGUUCAUCGCCGAGAGCCCCCGCCUCCUGAGACUGGACCUUCGGGAGAACGAGAUCAAGACGGGCGGGCUCAUGGCACUGUCGUUGGCCCUCAAGGUGAACCACUCUCUGCUGCGCCUGGACCUUGACCGCGAACCCAAGAAGGAGGCGGUGAAGAGCUUCAUCGAGACGCAGAAGGCGCUGCUGGCUGAGAUCCAGAACGGCUGCAAGCGCAACUUCGUGCUGGCGCGGGAGCGGGAGGAGAAGGAGCGGCGCCUGCAGCCGUCGGCGUCCAUGCCAGAGAUCUCCGCCGCCGAGCCCCAGCCGGACGACGGCGGGCCCGGGCAGGAGCCCGCGGCCGAGGCGCAGGAGAAUGGGGCCCCCGGCCCCGGCCCCGGGCCGGACUCGGACUCGGACUCGGACUCCGAGGGGGAGGGUGGGGAGGAGGAGGAGGAUGGGGAGAGGGCGGAGGCCCCCUGCCCCGCCCUGGUGCCCCCCACGGACUCCCUGGGCCCUGGGGACAGGAGCCCCCCAGGCUGCCCCUCCUCCCCCGCUGAGCAGCGCAUUUCCGUGUCCAGCCCGGGCCGGGGCCACAAAGUGUUUGUGGUGACCCGGGUGGAGAGUCCACCCGAGAGGGCAGAGCCUCCCGUGCCACCCGCCUCUCCUUCCCCACCUGCCCCUCCUUGUCCUCCAUCCCCACCUGCCUUAUCCUUCCUGCCCACCUCACCCGGCCGGACGCCAGCUGAGGCCGUCGACACUCGGGGCCCAGGGUCGUCUGAGCCUCAGCCGCAGCCGGAGCCGCCCCAGUCAGGGCCGCCGCUGCCCAACGGCCUGAAGCCCGAGUUCGCUCUCGCACUGUCCCCGGAGCCGCCCCCAGGGCCCGAGGCCAAGGUGGGCAGCUGUGGCCUGGAACACGAGCUGAGCUGCUCCAAGGACGACAAGGAGCUCGAGGAGCUGCUUCUGGAAGCCAGUCAGGAAUCUGGGCAGGAGACACUGUGACACUUUAGUUCCCUUCUUCCGGUCCGUCUUUGAAGAGCUGAGGCCAGAGCCAUGAGAAUCUGCUCACCCUCACCCCCAGCCUUCCUGAGGCCUGGGACCCCAGGGGGUGGGGGGCCUUCCUGGGGACCCCUGCCCCCCACAGCAACACUACACGGGGUGCAGGAGCUACAGGGAGUGGCCCUCCCCGCCUUGACUUAAGCACUUCUAUUUAUGUGUCCGACACUCUCAUCGAAGGCUGGGCUGGGGGUGGAUGGGAGGAGGACGGGUGGGGGAGGAGAUGUUACCGGCCACAGGGCCGGGCACCUUUCUCCAGGGCUCCGUUUGGCCAGGCUUGCCCCGCGUCGAGGGCAGGAGUCCUAGGUGGUGGCGGGAUGGUCCCCUGGUGGCCCCGGGCACAGGACCAGGCAGGAGGCAUGGAUUGGGAGGGGCGGUGGUGAGUGAUGGUGGUGGUUGGAAUUUGUAGAGCAGCCCCAGGCAGGGUGAGGGCCUGGGCUGGGGUGGGUGGGGGAGGUCAGAGGAUCAGAGCUUUCUUUUUCUUAAGUGCAAUAAAUCUAUCAGGGAGCUGGGGUGGGGAGCAGCCAGGGCUUGGAGACCCUGCUGUCCGGGCCACUCGAGGCGGCGCCCUGAGAGGCACUACG